GAGCCUGGUGGGAGAGGCCGUUUUGAAGGACUCCCCGGUGCAGGAAGGCAGCGGGGAGGAAAAGCCCCCGAAAUGCCCCCGGAGGAGGGACUACAAAGCCAGCUCAGGGUGCUCUGAGGAGGAAAGACCUGGCCUGUGCCAGGAAGGCGGCUGGAGCUUGAACUAGAGCUCUGAGCUGGUGGCCCCUGAGCAGCAUCCCAGCAAGGAGAAGCCCUUCAUGUGCUUGGAAUGUAGGAAGAGCUUCAGGAAGAGCUCCGACCUCCUCAGGCACCAGCACAUCCACACUGGGGAACGGCUGUACAGGUGUAGGGAAUGUGGGAGGAGCUUCAGGCACAGCUUCACCCUGAUCCAACACCAGCAUAUCCACUCUGGGGAACGGCCCUUCAAGUGUGGGGAGUGUGGGAAGAGCUUCACGACCAGCUCCAACCUCCGCACCCACCAGCUCAUCCACACCGGGGAACGACCCUACAAAUGCUUGGAAUGUGGGAAGAGGUUUCAGACCAGCUCCAGUCUCCUCAGGCAUGAGCAGACACACACAAUCGAGAGGCCCUUCCGCUGCACCAACUGCGGGAAGGGUUUCAAACAGAACGGCACCCUCAUCACCCACCAGCGCAUCCACACCGGGGAGAGGCCCUACAGGUGUGGGGAGUAUGGGAAGAGCUUCAAGCAUAGCUCUGCCUUGACCAAACACCAAUGGACUUACCGGUAA
Molecule: messenger RNA, 709 nt
Organism: Empidonax traillii (willow flycatcher)
Lineage: Eukaryota; Metazoa; Chordata; Aves; Passeriformes; Tyrannidae
Product: zinc finger protein 3-like
Exons: 1
Coding region: 218-709 (163 amino acids)
Biological process (GO): regulation of transcription by RNA polymerase II
Cellular component (GO): transcription regulator complex; PcG protein complex
Molecular function (GO): RNA polymerase II cis-regulatory region sequence-specific DNA binding; DNA-binding transcription factor activity, RNA polymerase II-specific
Source: RefSeq, a predicted model, not a curated record